This is a messenger RNA of Vicia villosa (hairy vetch), 1694 nucleotides long. RefSeq lists its product as uncharacterized. The transcript is spliced from 7 exons. Lineage: Eukaryota; Viridiplantae; Streptophyta; Magnoliopsida; Fabales; Fabaceae. The coding region runs from base 293 to 1267 and encodes 324 amino acids. Gene Ontology annotation, biological process: transmembrane transport. The record is from RefSeq and is a predicted model, not a curated record.
GUACGACACGCGUAAACAUUGUAGGCAAAAAUAGCGGAAGGAAACAGAACACAUCAUGUGGUCCAAUUCCGAAAAACCCUAAUUCAAAUUUUCGCUCUUUCCGUUCAUAUCAUAAACCCUAAAUCAACCCCUUUUACUUUUCAUCACUCUUUUUUCCCCUUUUCCCUUCACUUUCAUCACACCUUCGUCGGAAACCCACUCACCAUUUCCGAUUACACAUUUCGUUCGAGCAAUCUAAGAAACGAAGAACAUUUAUUUAUUUAUUUAGUUUAAUUAAUUUGGGGGUGAGAAAAUGGAAGCGCGAGUAGGGACGGUGGUUGAAGGAGGACAACGAGUUUUGAAUAAUCAACAAUCGCAGAUUGGAACGGUGUCUCAGCUUCUCGCUGGUGGGGUGGCUGGUGCUUUUGGAAAAACCUGCACUGCUCCUCUCUCUCGACUCACCAUUCUUUUUCAGGUGCAAGGUAUGCAUUUUGAUGUCGGUCAAGUCGCAGCACUAAGUAAACCUAGCCUUUUGUAUGAGGCUCAACGGAUUGUCAACGAAGAAGGAUUUAGAGCAUUUUGGAAAGGCAAUUUGGUGACAAUAGCUCAUCGUCUCCCUUAUUCUGCAGUAAAUUUCUAUACAUAUGAAUGCUACAAGAAUCUAUUGUACUCUGUUUUAGGGGAGAAUCAUAGAGCAAAGACUAGUAGUGAUGUCUUUGUGCACUUUGUCAGCGGUGGUAUGUCAGGCAUGACAGCUGCUUCGGCUUUAUAUCCAUUGGAUUUAGUUAGAACACGGCUUGCCGCACAGAGAAAUGUCAUAUACUACAAGGGAAUCUCACAUGCUUUUAGUACCAUAUGCAGAGAAGAAGGAUUCUUUGGAAUGUACAAGGGGCUUGGUGCAACAUUGUUGGGUGUCGGGCCUAGCAUAGCUCUAAGUUUUUCCGUUUACGAGAGCUUGCGUUCUUCUUGGAAGUCUCAAAGGCCAGAUGAUUCUACUGCUAUGGUCAGUCUUGCUUGUGGAAGUCUUUCAGGCGUUGCAUCAUCAACAGCAACAUUUCCAUUGGAUCUAGUAAGGCGAAGGAUGCAAUUGGAAGGGGUUGGUGGUCGACCUCGUGUCUAUAAUACCAGUUUAUUCCGGACAUUUGGUCACAUAUUUCGAAAUGAAGGAAUACGAGGUUUGUAUAGAGGCAUUUUGCCCGAGUAUUACAAGGUUGUUCCCGGCGUUGGCAUUGUCUUUAUGACUUAUGAGACAUUAAAGACCCUUCUUUCCAGCUUUCAAAAUCGUUAGCACACAGCAUUUUCCACCAGAUAUUGAUGCCAAUCAUUUAGUUAUAUACUUGGUAGGAAAUUUUGUGGUGUUCGGUUUCAUAUUUUGGAGUCACAGACACGUUUUUGUCUGUGUAUAGGUAGUUUUGGCUGAGUAAGAUCAAUUGUACCAAAGCAAAGCUUAGGUUUAAUAUAAUUGUAGUUAAGGAUGGCGAAAUAGUUUAACUUUAAUUUUAAUUUUUAACAUGACGUGUUUAAGAGUUUAGCAAUUUAGAUAAAAAUAUGGUUCUUAUGGCGGGAAAAUGAUUCAUGUAGCCGGCCUUAUUUAGUGGGAUAAGGCGUGGUUGUUGUUGGUUGUUGUCAACACGUUUAAGAGUUUAUUCGAGACAAAAUUUUGUAGAUGCAUUUUAUAACAACAUUAGCAAUUGAAUUUUGAUUUUCAUGUGUUA